AUGCCGCUCCCUGACCUGAGGCCCUGGAUCUGCCUGCUGCUGCUGGACUCGGCCUUACUCUGGCUGCUUCAGGGGAUUUUGGGGGCUCUGCUUCCCAGAGGGCUUCCAGGACUAUGGCUGGAAGGAGCAGUGAGACUUGGAGUUCUGUGGGGGCUGUUUAAACCGGGAGGGCUGCUGGAAUUUGCCGGGACACUGCUGCCUCUGCUCUGUCUGGCGAUGCCCCUGUUUUUCUCACUAAAGGCCCUGGUCCCAGAGGCCUUAAGUACACCCUUGGUCAGAGUGACUUCAGCCCCUUGGAGCUGGCAGCUGGCCUGCUAUGGGGCUGUGGCACUAAGCUGGGCCUUGUGGGCCGUACUCAGCCCUCCAGGAGCCUCCACCUCUGCCCAGGAGACUAAGCAGGGCCAGGAGAACAAAGCCUUGAUGUGGAGGCUGCUGAAGCUUUCCAGACCAGACCUGCCCUUCCUCAUUGCUGCCUUCUUCUUCCUUGUUAUGGCUGUCUGGUGUGAAACAUUCCUUCCUUACUAUUUUGGCCGUAUCACUGACAUCCUGGGAAGUGACUUUGAUCCUGAAGCCUUUGCCAGUGCCAUCUUUUUCAUGUGUCUAUUCUCCUUUGGGAGUGGCUUUGUUCAUGAAUGUAAUCAUGCUGGAUUCCUCUGUGAUUCAAGGCAAAGACCCUCCAGUGAUGUGGGAAUGUUUGUGGCAUUAACUGAGUUGGGGAGGCCCGAUGCUGAGCACUGGAACAACCGGACAGAUAUAUUGGAGAGGAGCAGAGCUUCUGUGGACACAGUCUGCAGACAUAACUACAGACUCGGUGCACCCUUCACAGUGGGGAGAAAAGUGCAACCAGAAGUGAUGGUGUAUCCAGAGAGGACCCCAUCCCUACAGCACCCCAAUUUGCUCCUUUGCUCUGUGACAGAUUUCUAUCCAGGGGACAUUAAGGUCAGGUGGUUUCGGAAUGGGCAGGAGGAGAAAGCUGGGAUCCUGUCAACUGGCCUUAUCAGAAAUGGAGAUUGGACUUUUCAGACUAUGGUGAUGCUGGAAAUGACUCCUGAACUUGGAGAUGUCUAUACCUGCCUUGUUGACCACUCCAGCCUGCUGAGCCCUGUUUCUGUGGAGUGGAAAGCUCAGUCUGAAUAUUCUUGGAGGAAGACACUAAGUGGAGUUGGAGCCUUCCUGUUUGGUAUAAUCUUCCUUCUGGUGGGGAUCGUCACCCACCACAGGACUCAGAAAGGAAACAUGGGAACUCAGUUGUCUGAUGACUAG
Molecule: messenger RNA, 1263 nt
Organism: Chrysochloris asiatica (Cape golden mole)
Lineage: Eukaryota; Metazoa; Chordata; Mammalia; Afrosoricida; Chrysochloridae
Product: HLA class II histocompatibility antigen, DO beta chain-like
Exons: 7
Coding region: 1-1263 (420 amino acids)
Biological process (GO): immunoglobulin production involved in immunoglobulin-mediated immune response; antigen processing and presentation of endogenous peptide antigen via MHC class I; positive regulation of T cell activation
Cellular component (GO): endoplasmic reticulum membrane; TAP complex; MHC class II protein complex
Molecular function (GO): ATP binding; MHC protein binding; ABC-type peptide transporter activity
Source: RefSeq, a predicted model, not a curated record